This is a messenger RNA of Ixodes scapularis (black-legged tick), 703 nucleotides long. RefSeq lists its product as uncharacterized. The transcript is spliced from 4 exons. The coding region runs from base 1 to 498 and encodes 165 amino acids. NCBI's taxonomy places the organism in Eukaryota, Metazoa, Arthropoda, Arachnida, Ixodida, Ixodidae. Gene Ontology annotation, cellular component: synaptonemal complex. Gene Ontology annotation, biological process: spermatid development; meiotic cell cycle. The record is from RefSeq and is a predicted model, not a curated record.
AUGUCCAAGAUUCUCGACAGUUUUGGCAACGACGUCGCCAAAUCACUGCGUUCCAAGAAACAACUUCGGAAACUCCUUCGCACGUCAACCAAAGCUAUUACAAAUAAGAUGUUGGGCUUGGAUGAAUCCUUGCUAGCCGAACGGCACAGAGUUACCGAAGAGUUUAAGAAACAAGUUACCUUCAUCACCGAACAAAUUGAAAACAACAUCCAAAAAGUGAAGGAGUCGGAAGAGAAGAUUACGAAAGCCCUUGUGCAAUACCAGAAGCGUCACCAGCAGCUCAUAGAAUGCAGUACCAUGAAGUUCAGGGUUUUGAGGUCAUUCUGGACUACCUACUCUGACGCAACUAAAAAGAUGGAUGCCAAGCGGACAGCUCAACAGCAGAAACUCAACUCAGAAGUCGAGGACGAAAUCCUCGACCUCCAGAAGAUUCUCGCCGACGCUCAAGAGCACGAGAUAGUCAAGAUGCGCAGCAACCUGCAGAACAUCCUGAUGUAGCGCAUUUCCGCAUUCUCUACAAGUCUAGAGGCAAAUUGGACAGUCACGUGUUAUUCAUUUCUGAUGCCGCAUAUAGCCCAACUUUGUUGUUUCGACCCAUCCGAAGCCGGGUAUUACUUUCGGUUGAAAAGACAUUGCAGUGGUAUUGUAGGAAAAGCAUGGGGCAGUGCGUACAGUUGUUGCCAGUGCAACUAAGUAAAGGCAA